GGCAGAUCUUCCCAAAAUCCGAGUUGGUGACAUGGAGUACCGACGUGGCUUCGGGACGCUGCGGGACGUCCGCGUCAUCGGCUUCUACAGCGCGCUGGACGCGCGCUCGGAGCGGCCGUGCGUCGUGUACGUCAUCGAGGUCGCCCACGUGCCCAUGGAAGGCAUGGCGGCGCCAGUCUCGUUCCUCGUCUACCGGCGCUACUCGCAAAUUGCCAUCUUGGCCUCCAAGCUGCACUUUCACCCGUCCGUGGGCCUCCCGCCCAAGUACGCGCUGCAGCCUUUCCCGCUCACGGACGAGCAGCUCUGCCACCGGUACGAAGGUCUUCGCCACUUUGUCGAAGAGGUCUUUCUCGAGCUGCGCCAAGCGCACCACGCGGGCAAGCACCACGAUGUCGAGUCGACGGCUGGCCUCGACAUGCAGACGUACUGCGACUUUGUGUCGGCCAACAAGAACCGACCGCCGGCGCCCGUGACGCCGCCACUGCCGUCCUGGGCGACGCCGACGGAGCUCGACGUACCUUCCCGCAACCCAUCGAUGUCGUCUGGCGGCACGUGGCCCGACAUUGAGAGCUACGACAGCGAAGACUUUGGCGAUGAGACACCGCUGCCGGCUGUGGACGUCGCCAACGCGUUCCGCAACGACGUGCUGCAGGCCGAGGGGCAAUGCCACGCGCUAUGGAACUGCGUUCAAGCCUAUGUGCACGCGGCCGCCGCGUGGAGCCAAGCGGCCGAGACCAUGCAGGUGGAGCUCGAGCGAUGUGCGCGCCUGCCGUUGCUCGCGAGUGCACCGCGCUUGGCCAUGACGUCAGCGAUGAAUCGCAUGGCGGCCUUCAAGAGCCUCGAGCGCGACUGUGGCCGGCAUGUCCUCCAGCCGUUGCAGCAGCUCUGUCGACAGGUCUUUCCGGACGUCAAGGACACGUUUUGGAGCCAGAACGAGACUCCGAUUGCCCAUCCGACAAAGCGCGUCCUAGCCGAACGCGCGCACCUCGCCGAGGUCGUCUUGGAGACCGUGCGCAAGUGCGACGCCUCCCUCGCGACCGCCCAAGCGGCGUGGCUCGCAGCGCAACAGCUGCUGACGACGACCGAGGUCAAGGUCCACUCGGAUGCGAUGGCCGAAUCGGAGGAGACGCCACCGGCGAUGCCCGCGCUGCUGCCAGUGACGACCCCUUCGAUGGACGGGUACAUCUCCCACGUGUACGUGUGGGGACGCAUUCCAGAUACCUCGAGCGUGCAGCAGCACUUGGUGUUGCGGCCCACGGAGCAUGCGAUCUUGCGCGGCCAAGCCAUCGCUCAAGUCGCGUCGGGCGGCGAGCGCCUCUUGUACCUCACAGACUCGGGCGAUCUCUACAGCUUUGGGCCUGACGAAGAAAAGCGGGGCGACGGCUUUUUGGCGCCACACCUUAUCGAGCAGUUUGCGCUGGACAAGGCGCUGAACGGGUCGCGGAUCGUGAGUAUUGCAUGCGGCGCGCAACACGCGGCUGCGAUCAGCCAGCACGGCGAGCUGUACACGUGGGGCAGUGGCGAGGACGGACGGCUCGGCCACGGCGACAUUCGCGACCGAGCGAUUCCACGCAAAGUCAUGAGCCUCCUCUCCCAGCGUGUCGUGCAAGCGAGCUGCGGCGGUGCGCACACGGCCGUCGUCACCGCGACGCACGGUCUCUAUACCUUUGGGCGUGCCAAGAACGGUCGUCUCGGCCUCGGUGCUGACGUCGCAACGUUCAAAAUGACGCCGGAAGCCCUUGCGUCGCCAGUGGACGAGUGGACCGCGGUGUGCUGCGGCUGGAACUUUACCGUUGCACUGACGCUGGCCGGUCGCGUGUACUGCUGGGGCAAGCAGGGCGAGGGCCAGUGCGGUCUCGGGUACGCCAACCAAGACCAGUGCGCGCCUGUUCGCGUCGACGCCCUCGCUCCGUACGAGAUUGUCCAAGUGGCGUGCGGCUACACGCACACUUUGGCACUCUCGCUGCAAGGCGAUGUCUUUAGCUGGGGACUCGGCGAGUACGGCCAGCUCGGCAAGGGCAGUGUGUACCAGCCCGUGCCGGAGUUUGUCGACAUGAGCCACUGCAUGGGUCCCCCUGACCAAGUGCAGACAGUGUACUGCGGCGCGUUUCAUUCGGUGGCGACAACGACGCAAAACGUCAUGCUCGCGUGGGGGCUCAACAUGUACGGCGCGUGUGGGCUUGGCCACGUCCAGAACCGCGAUACGCCCGAGCGUCUCGACUGCUUUGAUCCGAGCCUGGCGCUGCGCGUGGCGUGCGGCCACAAGUUUACGGUUGCCGUUCAGCUGCCACGGGAGAUGGUCGAGACGGCGCCGGUCGAGCCCGAGCCAUUUGGUGGUGGUGGCCACAGCGAGCCACCGCACAGCGGUGUUGCACGAGAAGAAGAGCUUCGUCGGACAAAAAAGCUCUGGCGGAACCGCAUUUUGCGGCACUGGAGUGAGAUGAAGGACUCGGCGCUGGCGCAGUCGCUCUGGCGCCAGGGCAUUCCGCCCUCGAUCCGCUCCACCGUGUGGCCGCUCGCGAUCGGAAAUGGGCUCAAGAUCACGCCCGAGAUGUACGACAUCUACCGCCACCGCGCCACAAAGGCCCGGUCGGGCGAGAUGCUGCCGACCGAAGGUCGCGAGCACACGGUGAUGUUGAUCCACACGGAUCUGCCGCGCACGUUUCCGUCGCUCAAGCUCUUUGACGCGAGCGGUCCGUACUUUGAGUUUUUGCGCGAGGUGCUCGAGACGUACGCGUGUUACCGGCCGGACCUGGGCUACAUCCAGGGCAUGUCGUACAUCGCCGCGCUCCUCUGCCUGCACAUCCCGACAGACCGGUACUUGACGUUUCAGUGCUUGGCCAACGUCAUGGUCCACGAGCACCUCUUUACCUUUUACCUGCUCAAGGCGGAUCUCUCGCACGUCUACUAUGCCUACUACGACGACUACUUUGCAUCGACGCUCCCCGACGUGCAUGCGCAUCUCAUGGGCCUCGGCAUCCAGACCUCCAUGUACCUCAUGAAUUGGCUCCAAACGCUCUUCCUCCAAGUACUGCCGCUCGAGGUGGCUUCGCGCGUCUUUGACUGCUUCCUCCUCGAUGGCGUCGGGUUUCUCUUCCGGACGGCGCUAGGCAUCAUCUCGCUUCUCUCGCCGACGCUGCUCCAGAGCGAGCUCGAGGAAGCGCUGCCACUGCUGCAGCGCCACCAUCAGUACCACGCGCAGUGGGCUUCGACGCUGACGGAAGACCGCCUCUUUGACGCAAUAGCGACCACGAGUCUGCCGAGCCGUAUCACGACGGGCCUCGACAGCGCAGUGCAGAACGUGUACUUUUACCAGCCGCACCUGCCUGCGGAGCCAGCGCUGUUUCCAACGACCCUCACGCGGCGCCGGUCCAAUUUCGACGGGAAGAAAGGUCUCCGCUUGUCCUGAGCGCGUGUUUCGAUCGACUGGACUUUGUUUGAGGCAGUGCGACGCAGCUGGCGCGUGCGUCAAGUGGUAGAAGACUUGCAACCGCGUCUGCUUUUCAAACUUGCGAUCUUUUGCGUCCGGCGGGAGUUUCCAAGCAAACGAUUGGUCGAAAACACUUGCCUUUUUCAAAUGUAUCCAAUCACAGCGCGGCGUGGACCACAAAGAGAAGAUCUGGUGGCACGUGUCGAG
This is a messenger RNA of Saprolegnia diclina VS20, 3637 nucleotides long. RefSeq lists its product as hypothetical. The transcript is spliced from 28 exons. The record is from RefSeq and is a predicted model, not a curated record. Lineage: Eukaryota; Oomycota; Saprolegniomycetes; Saprolegniales; Saprolegniaceae. Bases 32 to 3409 code for a protein of 1125 amino acids. Gene Ontology annotation, molecular function: phosphatidylinositol binding.